Molecule: messenger RNA, 2610 nt
Organism: Daucus carota subsp. sativus
Lineage: Eukaryota; Viridiplantae; Streptophyta; Magnoliopsida; Apiales; Apiaceae
Exons: 1
Coding region: 1-2610 (869 amino acids)
Molecular function (GO): zinc ion binding; nucleic acid binding
Source: RefSeq, a predicted model, not a curated record
AUGGCGUAUUUGAAUACCAUUGGCUGCGGUGAAGGUCUAUCUAGCUCUCGACCACCUCUAUUUGAUGGCACCAACUUUGCAACAUGGAAAACGAGAUUUCGCAUCUAUGCUAGAUCUCAAGGCGUCAAAGUUUGGAUGGCUAUAGAGGAUGGCAUUAUCAUUCCAACCAAAAUUAUUGAUGAUGUCAUCUACGAGAAGAAAGUGAGUGAAUAUACUCACGAAGAGGAGGAUAGAAUGAACAUCGCUGCCAAAGCUGAAAUGGUUCUCACAAGUGCACUUGCUGAAAAAGAAUACAAGCGUGUGAACAACUGCAAGUCUGCACAAGAAAUGUGGAACAAACUUGUGGUCACCUACGAAGGAACCACCGAUAUCAAAGAUUCUCGAAUGGAUACUCUAAUCAUGGAGUACGAGAACUUCAAACUCCAAGAAGGAGAGAAUAUCAUCGACAUGGAAACGAGAUUCACUCGUAUCGUCGAUGAGCUUGCUCAACUCGGGAAGAACUACACGCAAAAUGAAAAGAAUCGGCGAGUUCUUAAAUCUCUUCCUCCGAGUUGGAAAGUCAAAGUUACAACAAUCAAAGAGAUGCACAAUCUCAAUGAUUAUCACAUCGACAACCUCUUCGGAAAUCUUCGUGCUUACGAGGAAGACAAUGUUCCGGAUAUCGUCGUUCCUAAAGUGGAAGAAAAGAAGAAAAAUAUGGCACUCAAGGCCAUAUUAAUCGAUGAUGAUGAUAACGAUGAAGAGCUAAACGAGGAACUCAAAAAUCUCGAUGAAGGCGAAAUCGCUUUAUUAACAAGACAACUUCGUCGUGUGCUCCAAAGCAAAGCUCAAAGAUAUGGAAAAGGCUUCCUCAAAUCAAACAAUCAACAAAGAGUAUUCAACUCUAAUGGAAGGCCUAAUUACUCUCAAAAUUACGCUCCUAACUACAAGAGUAAUUUUCCUGCUUCGGGCUACAACAAAGGCAAAGGAAUUCAAAAUUCAAAUUCGAAUUCCUACAACAAUGCAAACAACAACAACAUCAACAACAACAACAACUAUACUCCUCCUAAGCCUAAAGAACAUGUUCCAGAGGAGGCACAAGAUGUUUGUUUUGAAUGCAAACAACCGGGUCACUACAAAAGGGAAUGUCCUAAGCUAGCCAAAGGACGUGUUCUCGUAGCAGAAAACGGUUGGGAUCUAAGUGAGGAUGAAGAAGCCUCCGAAGCAAGCGAAGAAAUGGUUAAUCUAUGCUUAAUGGCUUCGGAUGAUGCAUCUACUUCUACGGAAGAUUCCACUACGAACCAAGAAGUAAGUGGUCCCUCACGAAUAUUAGACAAUAUGCAUCUAUUUAUUGAUUCUAGCUUAAAUCUGCUUGACAUGUCUAAAAGUGAUUUAAUUGAUUUGCUAGUUCAUAUAAAUAAUAAAUAUUGUGAUGCUGACCAACGGUUCCUAUCAAUAUGGUCGGAACAUGAAAAGCUCAAAAAUUCGAGUAAAGAUCAACAAAAGGAGUUGACUCGAAUAAAGGAAUCAAUGAUCAAAAGUGAGGACGAGAUAAAUUCCCUCAACGAUCAAAAUGAUUUCCUAAAGCUUGAAAACAACAAGUACAAGGAUAACAUCACAAAUCUCGAAGUAGAGAAUGUUUCCUUGUUACUUCAAGCUGAAGAGUUGGAAAAUGAGAAGUUACAAUUAAAUGAAAAUAAUUGUAAGCUUCACGUUGAUGCGUUAAACUUGAAGAUUCUAAAUGAAUCAUUGACUCAAGAAAGGUCAACUCCGAGUCAUCAAAAGAGCUCUCUUGAAAUUGAAAAAGAGAUGAUCCUAGUCUUAAAAGAAAAUGAAAAGUUUCAAUUGGAAACACAAAGACUAAAGGAUGAGAAUAUUAAGCUCUUAUCUCAAGUUAAGGAUCAGGAGAUAUCUUUAAAUCAAAAGAUUAAUUCUUUGAUUAAAGAAAAAGAAAAUCUUGAGAUAGUGGUUCAAAGAUUCACACAUGGUAAUGAGAUACUAAAUAAAAUGGUAUACUCAAAGAACUCCUUUAACCGUGAAGGUUUAGGAUAUGAUAUAAACACUCAAAGUAAACGAGUGAAACCAUGUGUGGAACCACCAAAAGUUGCUCCCAAACCACCAACUCUAAAGUGCUCAUAUUGCAACAAAAUUGGACAUUCUGUCUCGUUUUGUAAAUAUAAGAGUGGUGAAAUUAAGGGGAAGCAUGUAUGGAUUCCAAAGGAAUCAAAAUCAUACACUCGGGUUGACAAAGCUAUACCAAAGAAAAAUGGUGCCAAUAAAAAUCAAAGGCAACCAAGGUUUAGCUAUCAUCAACAACCAAUUGCGUUUCAAAAUAGAAACGAAAGAAAGAAUACAAACUCUAGAGGCAAUAUUCCUAGAAGUCAUAAUGUGCCUAAACAGAGUUUCUAUCAUUACCCAACUCCUUAUCAUAGUUAUGAUAGAAACUAUGUGCAUCCUAGAAAUGAUUUAAGGCAAAAUGCUUAUUAUGCUAGGAAUCAUGCAUCUAGAUUAUUGUAUGUGCCUCAAAGUGAUUAUCCCAUGCCUAAAUUCCAUUAUGCAAACUCUAGAACUGCUUAUGUUGGACUAACCCCUGGACCCUCAAGACAAAAGGGUACCAACAAGUUUUAUUGA